CUGUUCUUUGCCUUGCACUCCGCCAAGUGCUGAAAUUGAAAAAUGCGGAUUCAAGCCUUUUUCUUAGCUUGGCUACGUUUCUUCGAAAUUGAUCCAUUUAAUCCUUUCAGCUCCGAAUAAGUUUCUCGGGAUAAAAUAAGAUGCUAAAAUAGAUAUUUUAUAUAUAUUUUAUAAUAUAUAUAUUAUAACCCCUUUGGUCAGUCGGUCGGGACUCGUUUGGAGAUUUGACCUGUUGUUUGGGACUCGCUUGGAGAUUAACGUCGCCAUUUAUCAUCAGGCUGUGUUUGCAGAGACGAGCAUUUCGGCUUCUGAAUAUUGCCACCCUUUUCUGUCUCUUGUUCAGACGUUCAGGGCCCUCUGGUGUUGGUCAUUCCGUGCUAGCUGUCUGUAGUAUGGAAGGAGGACCCUUCCCCAGUGAGUCCUGGCUUUUAAAUUGCUAGAUUAUGCUAGUUCUCUAAAGAGAGAGCCCAAUUAUUUAUGUUUGUGCAGCAGGAAACAGUUGACUUUUAUGUCACCUUAAAGGCCAGCACCGUUAUCCUAAAAUAAUUCCAUUGAAUGCAAUUCAUUUGGUGGAGUGGACUUGUCAAAAGAGGAUUAGUACUCUUAUAAAAUGAACAAAGGUGAAUUAAUAGUUUAUAAAGGGGAAAAGUUGCUGAGAUACAGCUGAAUCUUUUCCCAUUGCUCCUCCCUUAUAAUGGCUUUAAUAGGCUGGAAGCUUUGGUUUAAAGUGUAUGAAAAGCUGUAGCAACAUAAAAGGAAUCUUAAAAUUUAGAGACAUGACCUUUCAGCAUUGAUUCUGCAGUAUUUGAGCAGAGUAAAAUUCACCUUUUGAGUCCAGCUGGGAAACUGGGAAGCCCCAUUGAAGAUUACUGCCAAAUAAGAUGGUUGUUCAGCCUGCGGUUUGCCAGUUUUAUAGCAGGCCCGAUCAAUAUGGUAGUGAUGAUUUAAAUUCAGUUACUUGACCAAGCUCAUUAGAUUUAUUAUUCUCGCACAAAAGCGCUGGGCUGUUUAGCUGAAAAAGUGAUAAAUUAUAAUGCCUUAAAUCUCUGGACUGUUGGUUCAGUCUUUGUCCUUGUUAGUAAUGCCUUAAUAACCAAUUGUGAGUGACACUAAUGGCUGCUCCUCUGUUCCAGAUUGAGGCAUCUUGGCCUCAAAUUCUUUACUGCUCUAUUUUUUCUGUUGAAUAAGUAAGGGAAAGCCAAAACAGACAUGUUGACUACAGGGAAGAAAAAUUGGUGCUUUAUCUGAUUAUACCAACUGAAAUUUCGAACAGUGGCAAACUGGAGGCUCCAAUACUUCCUCAUCGAGCAACAGAGGUUACAUGUGCUAUGUCUUUAAAAUAUGUAUCGGAUUAUACUGUAAUCAAAAAUAAGAAAUCCACACACUUGCAAACUGGCUCCUGUCUAGAAGUGAAAUGUGGUUAUAUUGCCACUUCCCCAAGCCAGCAAGAUAAACUCUAUAAACUGGACUCAUUUAAAGGCAUGUGGGCUACCAAGAGGAUAUAUAGAUCCCUAAGACAGAGGCUGCAAUUGAAGCAAGAUGGACUGCACAAUUCUCUAUGUAGACCCAAAAGUUUUGACAAAUCUGAUCAGUGUUAUGUUUUACAAGCUUUUCAUCUUUUACCCACAUACAGUGCAUCCUCUCAUAAUACAUGGUUCAUAACGGAUAUGAAAAAUAAUCUCAAUGUAACAGAAGGAAAUAAAGUAAAUAAGAACUCAUCCAAGUCACUAGAUGGUGGAAGACAUCUUGAGAUGGAAGCAAAGAUGAAACAUCUCAACUUAUCCUUUGCAGCCUCUGGCUUUCUGGGGAUCUACCACUUGGGGGCAGCAUCUGCUUUUUGCAGACAUGGUAAGAAGUUAUUGAAGGUUGUGAAGGCCUUUGCAGGAGCAUCUUCAGGAGCUUUGACUGCCACUGUUCUUUUAACAGUGCCAGAAAGUAUUGAGAAAUGUACAAAUAUAACCUACCAACUUGCUGAAGAUACUAGAAGACUCUAUUUUGGAGCGCUAACACCUGGUUAUGAUCUCAUGACAAAACUUAGGGGCUACAUUGAUUCAAUCCUCCCCCCUAAUGCCCACGAGAUAGCAGAAAAUCGCCUCUUUAUAUCAGUCACUAGUACUAAGAAUGGAAAAAAUUAUUUGCUUUCACAUUUUGCCUCCAGGGAAGAUCUUGUUAAGGCUUUGUUAGCCAGCAGUUUUAUUCCUCUUUAUGCAGGAAUAAAUGCAGUGGAUUAUAAAGGACAGAAAUGGAUCGAUGGUGGCUUAACCAAUGGCCUCCCUAUCUUGCCAAAAGGCCGAACUGUGACUGUUUCUCCUUUUUGUGGCCGGCUAGAUAUUUGCCCAGAAAACAAAGGACUAGUGGAUAUUUAUGCUAAAGUUGCAAAGCAAGACAUCAUGUUAUCCAUUGGCAACUUUAUAAGACUUCAUCAAGCUCUAUUUCCACCAAGCCAGGAGAAAAUGGAAUUGCUAUAUCAAGAUGGAUAUGAUGAUACCAUUCAGUUUUUAUUGAAGGAAAAUUGGUUUGAGUAGAUUAUGUAUGAUGAAAAUAAAUAAAAAAUUGAUGGCUUGUCAACGCAAAUCUUUGAACAUGCCAUACAGAACCCAAAGGGCUGAUGUCACCAUUUAUGUUUAUCUUAAAAAAAUGACACUGGGAUUUCAUCUGUUGAUGCCAGACAAGUGUUUUAUAUGCUAUUGUGCUGGCCUGAAUUUGUAGAGGGUUUCAAAUGCAGUGGAGUUGUAUUUGGUAUAGAAGAUAAGCUGCUUCUUAGAAAACAUGAAGAGAAAUCAAAACUUCCAUUGCUUUACUUUCUUUUUUUCAUUUUUCAUGCAGAUGUGAAAAUGCUAAAAAUAUGAAUUUUUGACUCAUUAAAUUUAUUCAUAUAAAGUCAUAAAUAUGUGCAGUUUGCAGAAAAUUGAAUACUUGUGUUAUUUCAUAAAAAUAUUAAUGUGUUCAUUAAUUAGUUUACUCAUUUUGUUUUUUUUAAUCCAGUGAAUUCUCAAGCAUGAAGUAAUUACAAUGAAGCCAUGGGAAACAAAACAACUUAACAACUCAUUUAUCUACAGAUGUAUUUUACCAUUAGUAGGCUUAGAUUUUCAGAUAGCCUACGUAUAUUUUAAAAUGUUGACUUUCAGUGGGUUUAUUUAUCCUUUGUCAUAUAAAAUUCAUUGUAGAAAGAAAAGAAAAAUGUCAAUUAAACAUACUGCAUUUUUGUUUAUGCCAUAGUCACCUAGAAAAUAGAUGAGAGCAAUUGUUAAAUAUGAAUAAAGCAAGUUACAUCAUAUAGUUCUAUUUAAAACAGUCUCAAAGGAAGUAAUUUGCUGAUUUAAUGAACAUUGCCCAAAUUGCAUUUUCACCUAAAAUGCUUUCUAUGCCGUUGGAAUCCAUUGGGUAUGAUUUUCUAGUGGCAGAUCUCCUGUUAGCAUAAUCUAAAAAUAGUAUUGAUUCUACUUAUAGUAAAUAUUGCAGUAUCAAUUUUAAAUUAACUGUUUGAAUAAAUUCUUAUUGCAAAAA
Pantherophis guttatus is the source of this 3507-nucleotide messenger RNA. RefSeq names its product patatin like domain 4, phospholipase and triacylglycerol lipase (gene PNPLA4). Gene Ontology annotation, molecular function: retinyl-palmitate esterase activity; triacylglycerol lipase activity. Gene Ontology annotation, biological process: lipid homeostasis; triglyceride catabolic process. Gene Ontology annotation, cellular component: membrane; cytoplasm; lipid droplet. Lineage: Eukaryota; Metazoa; Chordata; Lepidosauria; Squamata; Colubridae. The record is from RefSeq and is a predicted model, not a curated record.